AUGACGUUUUUGAGGAGGCUGGAGGCGAACCUGGACUUCUUGCUGGAGCCCUUCCCGCCGCCCUCCGCCGCCGGCGGCUCCCCGGCCUCGGCGGCAUCGCCGAGGUCCAGCAGGGUCACCACCCGGGAGCCCGCCCGCAGCCGCCGCGGCGUUUCGACGUGUGCGAUCUCCCCGUCGAGCUUGCUGACCACGAACUCGAGGGCUUUGGUCUGCGAGCGGCCGGAGCGCAGCAGGCUGGGGUCGGCUCUCGGCCCCAGAGAGCCGCACUUGAGGUCCAGGUGGUACCAUGACAAUCUCACCCGGCACGCAGCAGAAGCGCUGCUGCUCUCCAACGGGCAGGAUGGGAGCUAUCUUCUGAGGAAGAGUAAUGAAAGGGAAGAUCUGUACUCCCUCUCUGUAAGGGGUAAAGACUCUGUGAAACACUUCCAUGUUGAGCACACAGGAACUUCAUUCAAAUUUGGAUUUAAUGAAUUUUCUAGCUUGAAAGAAUUGGUCAUGCACUUUGCAAACCAGCCUUUAAUUGGAAGUGAAACAGGAACUUUAAUUGUGUUGAAGCAUCCCUACCCACGGCAAGUGGAGGAGCCCUCCAUUUAUGAGUCUGUCCGAGUUCACACUGCAAUGCAGACAGGAAGGACAGAAAGUGACCUUGUCCCAAAUGCUCCCUCACUCGGUACCAAAGAAGGAUAUUUGAUAAAACAAGGCAAAAUAGUCAAGAACUGGAAAACAAGGUGGUUUACACUGCAUAGGAAUGAACUGAAGUACUUCAAAGACCAGACAGCUACGGAACCAAUUCGAGCACUUGACUUAACUGAAUGCUCAGCUGUGCAAUUUGACUAUUCCCAGGAAAGAGUCAAUUGUUUCUGUUUAGUGUUCCCACUAAGGACAUACUACCUGUGUGCAAAAACGGGGAUAGAAGCUGACGAGUGGAUUAAAAUCCUGCGGUGGAAGCUGUCACAGAUACGGAAGCAGCUGGAGGAGCGCAGCGCCACCCUCAGUUCCUAGCGCCGUGCCAGCGCUCCUGCUCCGCGGGCAGGA
This is a messenger RNA of Melozone crissalis (California towhee), 1035 nucleotides long. It is a transcript of the gene DAPP1, whose product is annotated as dual adaptor of phosphotyrosine and 3-phosphoinositides 1. NCBI's taxonomy places the organism in Eukaryota, Metazoa, Chordata, Aves, Passeriformes, Passerellidae. The record is from RefSeq and is a predicted model, not a curated record. The transcript has 9 exons. The coding region runs from base 1 to 1002 and encodes 333 amino acids.